Penicillium cataractarum is the source of this 591-nucleotide messenger RNA. Its product is annotated as cupin domain-containing protein. The transcript has a single exon. The record is from RefSeq and is a predicted model, not a curated record. Bases 1 to 591 code for a protein of 196 amino acids. Lineage: Eukaryota; Fungi; Ascomycota; Eurotiomycetes; Eurotiales; Aspergillaceae.
AUGUCCUCAACCACCCCCCAAACCCCCAAAACCAUCCGCCCCCUCUCCCGCUUCAUAACCACCCACGAUGACAAGGGCAAUGCCAUCUUCUCCUCCACCCUCCCCGAAACCAUGCCGGUAAACCCCAUCCCGGACACCGCUGACUUCAGCCUCGCCUACACAAGCAGCCACUUCCCUGCCAAGCUCAGCGACGACGCCGAUAUCUCCGAAUACGCCGAAUACCUCACCAAGCCCCCGGGUCUGGUCGUCUACUCAGGUACCGUCUGUCGGAUCGUCGACUUCCCACCGGCCGCACUGAGCCCGAUGCACCGCACGCUCUCGCUGGAUUAUGGUGUCGUGCUGGAGGGGGAGGUCGAGCUAGUGCUGGAUUCGGGGGAGACGCGGGUGUUGAAGCGUGGGGAUGUGGCGGUGCAGCGGGGUACAAACCAUGCAUGGAGGAAUGUUACCCCGGCUAUAAAGGGGGAAAAUGGCGAGGUGGUUGAGCAGUGGGCGCGGAUGUUGUACGUUUUGCAGCCUGCGGAGGAGAUUGAGGUUGAUGGGAGGAAGUUGGGGGAGGAUUUGGGGGGGAUGGGGGUGAGAUCUAGUUCGUGA